AUGUCAUUCAUCAUGGAACGAGGCCUGGACAAGGAGAGCACGCAACCUGGCACGCGACCUGGCUGGUUUCCCUGGCUACAAUACAAUCUACCCCGCAAUUUUAACCUUCAGUGCGACUUCAUCCCCUUCCUGGUAAGUAGCAUAUAAAUGAACCUAUUCAAUUUCUCAUGUGAAGUUUACGUUUGAUGAAGUUGCUAGCCAUAAUUCCUCUGUUUAUCAACAAAACAUAGAAGCCCAACUGUAUUGCAAUUUUUGUAAAUGUAAAAAAAAAAAAAGAACGGCAGUAUAAACAUUUAAGAACAGGAGGCAUAUUAGCUAGCUAUAGCUAGCAUUGUACAGUGCAUGCGUUGGCCAGCCUGCCAGAUUUGAGCGGGCUUAGCUAGUAAAUGUAUCUAGUGUCCGAUUUCCUGCUUGCAGGACUCGAAAUUUAGCAAGAUGAGCACCAGUAGUAGUCUGUAAUAUCAGGCAGAAUAGUUGACAUAAUUUCAGAUGGGCUGGUUAGACUAAGAAAAUCAAUGUCUUCUAUAACUACUUUUAUAUGCUCUUGUUCACUUCUUUUUUUAACCUUCUGUUGCAGCUCCAUUAAACCCAUUUGCCCUUCUCCAAAACCCACCACCUGUUUGAUACCAAACCAACCCAAAGGCUCUUUUAAGAACCACAUCUUUCUUUCCUGCUCUAUUGCUCUCUCUAUCUCUCUCUUUCUGUGUCUGUCUGUCCAAUGAUGGCGUCCCAACGUCCAUCAGAUAAUUUCAACCAACGGGGCAGACUCACUGCGCUCUCCAUCAAGCAAAAACAUUUUUUAAGUGAAGCGAGGGUUAGUGCUUUUACAAUAAUUCUACAUUUAAGUUGCUAUGAAGUACCAUUAUACAGUAGCAUUUCAAGGAUCACAGUCAAACUAUAUUUUUUACAGAAACGGAGUGAUGGAGCAUCCGGAGAGGCUACUCCACCGAUUAAAAGGGGAUGUGUAGUUGGUCCACGAGGCAAGCCUAGGGGAAGAUGUGGUGGGCGAAGGCAGGGCUCAACCACUGGAACUCCUUCCAGUGCAGAGGAAUCCUCUCCGGAGCUCCAAACUCAAGAAGAAUUUGACCGAAACAUGGAGAAACUUUCGGAAAUUCUGAAGUCUUGCCCAGUUGCAAUGCCAACGGAGUCCCCACAAACCUUUUCAUCUUGGCCCUCACGUCACCUGACAGCACAAGAGCAUUGGGAAGAAGCUCGGCCAUUUCACCUGAAAUGUCUUCUGGACUCAGAGGAUGUUGGCCAGGAACUGUGCUACAUCUGCCAGAAGACUGCUGUCAUACGGUGCAGAGAUUGUCUUCCUGAGGAGUGGCUGUGUGAGGCAUGUGAUGUCCACAUUCAUAAAAGAUGGCCACUCCACAACAGAGACAGUGUGGUAGAUGGAUUCUUCAGAGCCAUUCCUCCAUCCACCUAUCUAGCUAUUGGUGAAGCUGGGCACUACACCACCCAAGAGCAAGCUUGCAUUUUACCCACAGUGCGUGCUCCUAAAUUGUGUUCCUGUGAGGUCGCCAACGUCACUGUGUUGGCUGGAAGAGCAGUAAUCCUCAUUACCAUGAAUGGACGUUAUGACUUGCACAAACCUGUGUAUUUGUGCAAUAUCUGUAUGCAAAAGUGGACCCCAGAAGUCAGGGACCUGAUCAAAAGUGGUUAUUGGCCAGCUACAACACUUUCACAGACCCUAUACUCUGUUGACCUCCUAAGCUCAUUCCAGGAGCUGAAGGGGAUCUCUCCAGGCUUGUCCAGGCAGGCCUUCACAAAAUUGCUUGAACAUCGCACACAGCGUGCUGGAAGAUCUGGUCAAAUCAACGGGGAUGCACUGCAGCGGAGCUUUCUGGAGUUUAUGUACUGUUCCUUUCAGAAAGAGCAGCUCUGCUGUGUGACCCCAUUCACCUGUCCAGCCUGCACACCACAAACAGUUGCCGUGUCAGUGGAUGGUAACCGUAAGCUUUACCGCUUUCAGCGAUCAGGAAGCUCUGAUGAAGCUGCAUUUUUUGAUGGUCUGUUCCUUGCAAAGGACAGAGAGGUGGCAUGUUUUGUUGACCUCAUCCACAGUGCUGUAAAAAGUUUUUACCACACACAAGUGUUAAGCUAAUACAAAGUUUUAGAUUUCAUUGUUAUUGAAUUUAUUUAUUGAUGAAUUGUCUUCACAGACUCAAGGGAGGGGCACAUGUGGUGCCUCACAGUGGACAGCCGCAAGGGAGACUUCCAGGAGGGCCAACAAGCUGGAUGAGGAAGGUGUUGAGGUGGCUGUGUGUCGCCACGGAUAUUUGCUGAAAGGCCUCAGCAUGUACAGGGGGGAGAUAUUUGCAUACCCACUGUAUCUACAGAAAGAGCUACAUGCCACCGAAAACAUCAGGUUCUUUGCAAUGGACGUUGCUUGCAAAUACUGGCCCUACCUAGAAAAGGUGGCUGGUGUUGUGUCAUCUCUCCAGGGGCUCCUUGAUAUGAAGCCCUUCCUCAGCAUCAUGCAUGCGAGAGCCCAUGCCACAAAGUGUGAGAUCAAAUGGAGUGGAAGGAACCAGAGCGGAGCAGGCACAACCGCCGGUGAAGAAGUUGAGCAAGUCAACAGUUUCCUCUCCCGUUGUGCCCUGACAACCAAGUACAUGUCCAAAUCAGCACGUGUGGACAUGCUGACGGUCCAUGCUAUGGUGUGGAACAGGUACAAGGGUGAAACUCUUCACCAGGCCCUCUCCACAAGAUAUGUGAAGACUUGUCAAAGGGCUGUGGUUGAGGCAGCAAAACUGUCCGAGCUCAAGGCGGAGCUACAUUGCUCCGACCAGUUGGCACUGGAGUGGGUUGCUGAUGUUCAGGAUUGGGCAGUAAGCGAUAAGGAUGGCACCCCUCCCGUGAGCCCUUUUUUAGGGAUAAUCUGUGUUCUAGGCAGCAGCACUACACUUUAUUACUGACUGUUCACGGUUAACUAAACAUAAAAGUUCACAACAAACUAAAUUACUACUGUGAUAAUAGACAACAUACACCGAAUGCUUUUUCAUCACAUACUUAUUUUUUUGUAGAGCAAACCAGUACCACAAACCCUGACCUUCAGACUCUGCAGCAGUCCAUUGAAGGGCUUCAAAUGAGUGUGCAUGCUAGAAAACAAAGCCUCUACCGUCAGAAUGGUAUGUGGGCAUUCUUUUCUUUAAAAAAACUUAGGAUCAGCCUGCGAUUUUGUAUUUAGACCAAUAUUGACCCCCUUUAUAUCAUACUGGAACCAUGUUCGAAGAUUAUGAUGUAAAAUAAUGUUAAGUAAAUAUAAAUACAGUCAAAUGUUGACUUUUCGAGUACUGAUACAUUUUGUCUUUCAUAAAAGACCAAUGAAUGUAUAUUUGUCAUAUUGAGUGAUUUAAAUGUAACUGAGGACAAAAAUCUUCUCCAAAAAUGAGUUUUUAAAUAGAAAGGAAAAUGAAACUACAUUUCCCAGGACCCCGCCAAUGUGUUUUACUGCUAUAUGCGCCAUAUUUGUAGUCCAUGUAAAUUAACUAUGGUAAUCAUUUUAGUUAAGUGGAGCGCAAUGUUGGGAUAGCUACUCAGAAAAAGUAACAAGUUACUUCUGAAAAUUCUAACUACUUUACUUUACUAGUUUCUGCAUUUGAAAAGUAACUUCGCUACUAGUUAGGCCUACUUUACUUUACAUUUUUUAAGCAAAUGUCCAAAUUUACCGCAAAGAUACAUGGACAAACAUCAUGGCCCAUUCAUUACUUUAUUUUUUUGUGUAGGCUUGGCCUACUCAUAUCAUGGUGUACUGUAUGGCAAGAUUAGUUCGUAGCUAUAUUUAACCAGUUUGGUUUGUCAUCAUGUGUAAUUUCGCAUAAUUAAACACAUAUUAUUAGAAACUAUCCGAUUACUUUGUUUUGUUUGGAAUCUCGUUUGUUUAAAGAACGACAGUUAGCUAUCAUUAGCUUUCAGCUAACUCAGGGUUCCCCAUUUGUGUGCAACUUCCCAUUCAUUAGGUGCGUUCGACUUGGACUGGCAUCAUGCAGCGCCGCAGACUUGAAGCAGCCAAUGGCAUUCUCAGAUU
Messenger RNA from Hypomesus transpacificus, 4033 nucleotides. RefSeq lists its product as uncharacterized. The record is from RefSeq and is a predicted model, not a curated record. The transcript is spliced from 11 exons. The coding region runs from base 719 to 2107 and encodes 462 amino acids. Lineage: Eukaryota; Metazoa; Chordata; Actinopteri; Osmeriformes; Osmeridae.